This is a messenger RNA of Lacerta agilis (Sand lizard), 1365 nucleotides long. It is a transcript of the gene PRIM1, whose product is annotated as DNA primase subunit 1. The record is from RefSeq and is a predicted model, not a curated record. The coding region runs from base 13 to 1365 and encodes 450 amino acids. Gene Ontology annotation, cellular component: alpha DNA polymerase:primase complex. Lineage: Eukaryota; Metazoa; Chordata; Lepidosauria; Squamata; Lacertidae. Gene Ontology annotation, biological process: DNA replication, synthesis of primer. The transcript is spliced from 13 exons.
UUUCUCUUUGACAUGGCAGAUUUCGAACCCGGCUCCCUGCCCGACCUUUUGCCGCUGUACUACCGCCGCGUCUUCCCCUUCGGCCUUUACGGGCGGUGGCUGCGCUACGGCGACGUGUCAAAGAAUUACUUUCAGCGAAGGGAGUUUUCGUUCACGCUCCGCGAUGACGUCUACGUGCGGUACCAGUCUUUCAACACACCCUUGGAAUUGGAAAAAGAGAUCCAGAAAAUGUGCCCUCACAAAAUUGACAUUGGGGCUGUGUAUUCGCACAAGCCCAUCCAGCACAACAUGGUACACCUGGGUGCCUUCCAAGCCCAGGAGAAAGAGCUCGUAUUUGAUAUAGACAUGACAGAUUACGAUGACGUUAGAAGAUGCUGCAGCUCUGCAGAGAUCUGCCCCAAGUGCUGGACUCUGAUGACCAUUGCCAUCCGCAUCAUAGAUCGGGCACUCAUGGAGGACUUCGGCAUCAAGCACCGCCUCUGGGUGUACUCGGGACGGAGAGGCGUUCAUUGCUGGGUGUGUGACGAAUCGGUCAGGAAGUGGUCUUCAAAUCUCCGCUCUGCAGCAGUGGAAUAUCUCUCCCUUGUGAAGGGUGGCGAAGAGACCAUCAAGAAGGUGACUCUUCCGGACAACAUCCACCCUUUCGUCAGCGAAUCUCUAAAUGUGGUGAAGCGUUACUUCAGAGAGUAUGCACUUGUCGAGCAGGACAUUCUUGGAAGUAAAGAGAGCUAUGAAAAAGUGUUGGCUUUGGUCCCAGAGACGGUUCGAAAAGAACUGCUCCUGGAAUUCACUAAAAAGCACGAUUCAGUCAAGCGCUGGGAGCUUUUGACAAAAGCAAUGGAAAGACACAGUAACACACUCAAGAAAAUGGUGCACACUGAGUCUGAGAUCAUGCUUCAGUACUGCUUUCCGCGGCUAGAUAUUAACGUCAGCAAAGGAAUCAACCACUUGUUGAAGAGCCCCUUCAGCGUUCACCCCAAAACAGGACGUAUUUCAGUUCCAAUCGACCUGAAGAAACUGGAUGAUUUUGACCCAUUUGCUGUUCCCACUAUAAGCCGCCUCUGUCACGAGCUGGACACAGUUAGCAAUGACGAGGAAGGUGCAAAAGAAAAUGAAGGGGAGCCCGAAAACUCUCGGCGAAGCAGAGAUUACAAGAAAACCAGCCUGGCUCCAUACGUGAAAGUCUUUGAGCAGUUCCUGGAGGAAAUGGAAAAAUCUCACAAAAAGGAACGUCUCAAGGCUAGCGGUAAGGGUUUGAGUCAGAAUGAGAGGGUUGGCCCUGUGCCGUCUUGGGUUGAUGUGGCUAUCAUUCUGGAGAUAACCCUCUCCAAAGUAAAGUACAUGAGAGCUUGUGAAGACCGGUGA